This is a messenger RNA of Eleginops maclovinus (Patagonian blennie), 774 nucleotides long. RefSeq names its product gamma-crystallin M2-like. Gene Ontology annotation, molecular function: structural constituent of eye lens. The record is from RefSeq and is a predicted model, not a curated record. The transcript has 3 exons. Gene Ontology annotation, biological process: visual perception; lens development in camera-type eye. Lineage: Eukaryota; Metazoa; Chordata; Actinopteri; Perciformes; Eleginopidae. Bases 175 to 702 code for a protein of 175 amino acids.
AACUGAUUUUUCCCACCCACCCACACCCCUGAUACAUCAACGCUGUUCGGGAUAUAUUUAGAUGACAAUGCUUUAUGCUGUGCAAUCACACAGCCGCCCUUUCUUUCUUUUUUUAUAAAGCACAUUGGCUUGGCUGAGGGUCAUCAUUGACCGCAGUCUGAUGCCAACAUAACCAUGGGAAAGAUCAUAUUUUACGAGGACCGAAACUUCCAGGGGCGCUCUCAUGAGUGCAGCAGCGACAGUGCCGACCUUCACUCCUACUUCAACAGAUGCAACUCCAUCAGGGUGGAGAGCGGCUGCUUCAUGAUCUAUGAGAGGCCCAACUACAUGGGCAACCAGUACUACCUGAGGAGAGGAGAGUACUCUGACAACCAGCGUGCCAUUGGCCUCAAUGAUUGUGUCAGAUCUUGCCGUAUGAUCCCCCAGCACCGUGGCUCCUACAGGAUGAGGCUCUACGAACGCUCUGAGAUGUCCGGUCAGAUGCACGAACUGGUGGACGACUGCCCAAACGUCCAGGACCGCCUCAGCAUGUCCGACUUCAACUCCUGUAACGUGAUGGACGGCCACUGGCUGCUGUACGACCAGCCCAACUACAAGGGCAGGGCGUACUACCUGAGGCCCGGGGAGUACAGGAGGUACAGCGACUGGGGAGGCGUCAGCCCCAGAGUUGGCUCCCUCAGAAGAAUCACCGACUUGAACUGAAGACCAGCUGUAAUUCAAUGCAUCUUUCCCCAAGUCUGUGUUUCCCAAUAAACUUCAACAGCUUCAUAAACA